Trichechus manatus latirostris (Florida manatee) is the source of this 2363-nucleotide messenger RNA. It is a transcript of the gene SCOC, whose product is annotated as short coiled-coil protein. The record is from RefSeq and is a predicted model, not a curated record. Gene Ontology annotation, cellular component: trans-Golgi network. The transcript has 3 exons. The coding region runs from base 246 to 494 and encodes 82 amino acids. Lineage: Eukaryota; Metazoa; Chordata; Mammalia; Sirenia; Trichechidae.
CUAUGAGUUGGAAUCUACUCAGUGGCAGUGCAUUUGGUUUUGGGUUGAUUGCUGUUGGAUAUUUAUUUUAUUCUUAGAAACAGUAAAGCAUGUGAUAAGGAGCCUAUUAGGUCACAUAAUUUAAUUAAAUCGUCUUUUGAAAAAGCAUUUGUGUUGCUAUAUGUGUUUAUAUUUCUAAUUUUUUCCCCAUUGCAGACCAUUCAUCAAUAAUUUUAUAUCCAAGGCCCAAAAGUUUGUUACCCAGGAUGAUGAAUGCUGACAUGGAUGCAGUUGAUGCUGAAAAUCAGGUGGAACUGGAGGAAAAAACACGACUUAUUAAUCAAGUGUUAGAACUCCAACACACACUUGAAGAUCUGUCUGCAAGAGUUGAUGCAGUUAAGGAAGAAAAUCUGAAGCUAAAAUCAGAAAACCAAGUUCUUGGACAAUAUAUAGAAAACCUCAUGUCAGCUUCUAGUGUUUUUCAAACAACUGACACAAAAAGCAAAAGAAAAUAAGGGUUGAUCUCCUCUGUGUUUUAUGGAAUUGCUGCUGGUUUUUUUUUCUUUAAAACCUGGAUAGAUUCCAAAAGUUACAGUACUUUUGUUUGUGGCUUCACUGAAUAUUUACGAAGAUAAUGGCAGAUCUAGAGCACUAAGAGCAUAACAAGAGACUUCUCUGAGUUUGUGUAUUAUGUUAGUCUAUGAAAAUGUGCAAAUGUACUUUAUAAUUAGAAUUGCAUAUAUUUAUGAAAACUUGAAAAUGUUUUAUCAGAUUUGCUUUGAUUUUAGUUUAGCAGUGUUUUUUAUUGUAAGCGUAGUAAAAGAUGAUACAAGAAAGUAACUACCAUGUUGUGAAAGUGACCAAAAUCAUGUACGGAAUGCACAGCUUUGUAUGUUCCCUGUCCACCAUCUUGUGCCUCUUUUCCAUUUGCCUCUUCUUUCCCAUUCCCGUUCCUCUUAGGAAGAAAAAUGUUGGUUUCAUAUUUGUAAAAGUAAUUUUAAAAGUUAAUCAUUUAUGAAUAACCUGAACUCAUUGUUGAAACUUAAAAUAACUUUCUCAGCUAAGGCCUGUCACAGGUUACAUUUAGUAAUAAGAUAGGACUGUUGAUUUUUCUUUUAAUACAUUGAAAACAGGCUAUAAAAAUGAAGAUUGUUCCUUGAAACUAUGAAUUUUCAAAUUGGGAAAAUUUGUUAUUCAAUACUUCCUUCUACACAAAAUGACCAACUUGGUAUCUGAAAAAAAAAUGGGCUCUGGUUGUGUGUGUUUAAAAUAGGAAAUCUUGGGUAAAAUGGAAAUACGCUGGGAAAAAUAUUUGGUAAACAGUAGUAACCAACUCCAAAUGUUUUCGUUCCAAAUUUGUGUUGUCAUCUCCGCAGAUUAGGUCUCACUGGGUUAACAUAUAUGAAAGUGGAUUAAGUCUGACUAUCUUAGUGUAGGAAACCCUGGGGCAUGGUGGUUAAGAGCUACGACUGCUAACUAAAAGGUCUGCAGUUCGAAUCCACCAGGUGCUCCUUGGAAACCCUAUGGGGCAGUUCUACUCUGUCCAAUAGGGUCGCUAUGAGUCGGAAUCGACUUGAUGGCAAUGUUUUUUUUUUAAUCUUAAUGUAAACCACAUCUGGAAGACAGCAGUUACAAAGAGUUUGGGCUCUUAAGGUUUAUUUAUAGCACCCAGAAGAUUGUCUUUUGCAGAAACCCUUAAGAGUUUAUUAGUAUCAGAAUCAUGAAGAAAAUGGGAAAGUUUUUCAUGUGUACUAAUCGAUAAUCUUCCUCAGUCUUUUAUCUCACCACUUCUUCCAGAAUUAUCUGUAAAUCUGACUAUAGAGUUCUAGGCAUCCUUUUACUAAACAGUUUUUUAAAAUUCAGUUGUAGGUUCCAUUUUAAAAGGGAAUCUAUCAGAAGUAAUGUUAAAAGGGAGGAAGAGAGAUCCACUAAUACAGUUUAUGGUUAUUAGAUUUGGACUACUUUUAAUCAUGUAAUCUUAUGAUUGUAUUGGUAUAAGUACGAUUUGUUAAAUGACUUUAGCUGUAUGAAUACAUACUAGUCAUACUGCAAACAUUCGGCAUCCCUCUUGUGACCUAAUUUACAAACAUUUAAAAAUUGUGUUGCAAUUCUGCUUUGCUGUUUAAUAAAAAGCCGUUUCAGAGAUUGUGUGUUUUGAUAUGAUUGCCUGGGUAACUGGGGUAUGUAGUGGCAUGUCCAGGGUUGUUCAUAGCCACAGGAUAAAUAGCCGGUCUUAAGUAUGCGUGUUACUGUGUGUUUAGGGCAAUACUGUUUUUAUUAAAACAAAUAUUGCUGGGUAUUACACAUUAAUUUUAAAAAUAAAAGCAAAACAUUCAAAGAAAAAGGAAACCAAGAUCUCCAGCGUAAAAACUCGAAAAAAACCA